AUUAGAAAACAGCAAAAAUGUUGUGUAGGGAAACAACAACAAGAAACGCAACGUUUUAAAAUUCCUUCGCCAGAGACACUAGAGAGCUUCGUUCGCGCGCUUUCCGCAUGACUGGAACCAAAGGCUGUCACCUGACACCGCUCCGCCAUGUUUGUUGACUGACACGAAAGUACGACCCAAUAACACCUAAUCCGUGUCACACCUGACGACGCUUUGUCCGCGCAACACCUGGCACCGAGACACCGGUUCUUCCCACAUCUCCUUAAAACUUCUUAGGACAUUUUCCUUAUAAGAUCUGUCAGUGUUCAGGCGAGACUGUGAGUGACGUCGUCAGGCGAUUGUCGUCGUCGCCUUGGCAACGGGCGACGCGGUCCGGUUCAAUCGUCUGCGGCAGUCAGUGACACAACACGACCCACGGGGGAACCCAGCAACACACGGGACCGGCCGGCAACUUCUCCCGACUUUCUACAACAAGGAGAAGACUGUCGGCGUUCUAGAGUGGAGCCAGUUUCUGUCUUUCGUCCUACAGUACGCGUAAGACAACUCUACAACUCUGGGAGUUGUAAAAGUCGCCGCAGGAAAGUUUUUCGGCAUGUUGUCGUCUGUAUAGAGCGAGACUAGCCCUGCUACCCUACCACUGUGAGAGGGGGACUCCACCUACUGGUAAUAGUUCGUCACGUUUCCUGAAACUUCGGUCUACAGAGGAACACCACACUGUACGCCUUGCUGUUUCUUGUACAUCGUGAGAGACGACUUGGAACACUACAGACGUUACUGUACGUGUAGCUGUUUCUGUGUGUAUGGAAGACGCAUUGGAAUGCUAGAGAGUAUACUAUAGUGCUGGCGACUUGUAACACUACAGACGUACUGCACGCCUUGUCGUUUCUUGCAGACUGUGAACGACGACUUACUACGUCGCUGUUUCCUGAAAGACGACCAGGAACACUACAAAAAUUAUUGUACGUGUCACUGUUUCCUGUACGCUGUAAAUACGACUUGGGACACUACAGACGGCACUGUACGUGUUACUGUUCCUUGUGGACUGUGAAAAAGGGCUGGGGGAAGUUUAGAGUUUCUCCGUGAAAGUUUAGACUCAUGUCGGGGACAGGAGACGACAGGCUGUUUCCUUAAAAGACGACCUGAAACAUUACGAUUGUGAAAGAAGACUACAGGCUUUACUGUAGGAAUCACUGUUUGUUGUGGACUGUGAAAGCAGACUUGGGGAGUUCAGAGCUGCUACAGACAUUACUGUAGUGCUGGCGACUUAGAACACUUCAGACGUACUGAACGUUUUCGCUGUUUAUUGUUGGCUGUGAAACUUCUGACUACUUGGGAAGUUUAAAGCUGCCCCGUGAGUGUUAACAGCCAUGUCGGGGACGGCAGACGAGCCGGAGCCGGCCCUCCAGCCGCGGCAGAUCGCUGCCCAGGUGUCGGCCCUGGCGCGGCAACUGGAGCGGGAGAACGCGAAGAUACAGGCGGCGGGCAAGGCCGGGCUGGCCCGCGGGAAGGUUGCGGGGCUUCUGCAGGAGUUGACCGCGGUGCUGGAGGACUGCGCCCGAGAGAGCGGUGAGCUGGCGGCCGGGAUUCGCCAUGUGCGCGGGGUGCUGGCCGGCACACGGGACGGGCUCAAGCUGGCAGGCGGCAGGGACAGGUGUGCUAAAGAGCACCACGGACAGGACGAUCCUAAGGAGGCCUCCGUCGGCAAUCUCCGUAAGAGCGUCGACGAGGCGAUGACGGUGGCGGAAAAGGCCGAAGGCACGGUCGCCGAGGUGGCUCGGGAGGCGGAGGCCGCCAUCUUGGAAGACGCGCGAGAGCUGAACCAACUAGAGUGCAUCGAGGAUCAACCUGUUGAGACAACUGAAGAGAAGGACGCCGCUGCGGAGGAAACAAGCGAAGAAAAAGCUGCUCCUGAAGCUACGAUUUCAGACUCAAACGAAGUCGCUGGCAAUCAAUCGGAAAACGUUGUUGUAGACGAACCGCCGGACACAGAAGAAAAGGUAGCCGAAGAUGAAAAAGAAUCGGAAGAAGAUAAAACGAAAGAGGUUCCAACCAACGAAGAAAGCGCAGAGGAAACAGAAAAGAAAGAAAACGAUGUGAAAGAAAUGGAAAAGACAGACGAUGACACGAAAGACAAUGAUAGUGCAGAAAAAACUGAUAACAAAUCUACGGAGGCUGAAAACGACAUAGAACAAAUAGUAGAAAAGCAAAGCAGACCAAAGAGUGAAGACAGACCGGCGGCAACCACAAAGACAAAAGAAUCUUCUAAGAAAGAAAAGAAAAAGACCAACAGCGAUCGGGUGGAAAUUAACCUUAACACUUCCCCAGAAGACAAAGAACAUGUAGAUCAAAAGACGCCGGCCAAUCCUGGAAUCUGGAGCACCUUUCCGCUCGAUGCCCUGAACGAUGACGGCCAAUCAGAACUCGCCUGCCUCAUCAAGGUGGACAUCGGGGCCGUCACCAACUUCCCGGUCACGUGCCAAAUAGCCAAUCAGCUGGCGUCGUCCGCGCUUGCGCAGAACGAGGAGCUGGUGAGUCACGUGGUGCAGCUGGCCCCCGCGGGAUGGAAGCUGCCCGUUCCCGCCGUGGUCUCGCUGCCCUACACAUGGUCUCGCCACGUCUCGCGAGAACUGGCGGUCAAGGCCACCGCCGACGGCGAGACUUGGAAAACGGUGCCGCUGAAGGCAGCAGAUGUGGUGUACAAAGACAGAAAGGGACACUUCGUGGAGUUCGAGGUUUCCCGCCUGGCCUGUUACGUCGUCGUGUCGCGUCUUAAGGUGGAAACCUUCACCCUACAGAAGAGCAAGACGAAGCCAAACGUCUUCAGGUCGUCCGUGGACCAGAGGAUCGAGCUCAACUUCCCGCCAGGAGCGAUCAAGACGGCGGGAGCCUUAGACGUGCAGGUGCAACCUGUAGACUCUAUCAGCCUGUCUGCGCUGAAGUCCCGCUGUCCGGACUGCGACUCGCUCAUCUCCACCAGCCCGAUCGUGUCUCUGGCGCUCAGCCCCGGCCUCAGGCUACACAAGCCCGUAGACAUCACCGUGCCCUGUCCGCUCAACCCGGCGGGCAACUGGGCACGGGACCCCACCAGGCCGGGCACCGCUGGACUCGGCGGGUCCCGUAAGCUUGGCGGCGUCUCCCCGCGGCCGGGCAGUGCGCCCGCCGGCAGGACCAGCCUUAUGGAGGAGGGAGACAACGGGGACGACUUACUGCACCUGCUGGCGUCCCGUAAGCUUGGCGGGACGUCCCCGCGGCCAGGCAGUGCCCCAGCCGGCAGGACCAGUCUGAUGGAGGAGGGAGACAACGGGGACGACUUCCUGCACCUGCUGGGGUCCGGUAAGCUAGGCGGCGUCUCCCCGUGGCCCGGUAGCGCGCCCGCCGGCAGGACCAGCCUGAUGGAGGAGGGCGACAACGGGGACGACUUCCUGCACCUGUUGGGGUCCCGUAAGCUAGGCGGCACGUCCCCGCGUCCCGGUAGCGCGCCAGCCGGCCGGACCAGCCUGAUGGAAGAGGGCGACAACGGGGACGACUUCCUGCACCUGCUGGGGCAGCCCGAGGGCGAGGAGGCCUGGGCCGAGGUCAUGGGCGUCAGGUUCCGGCAGAACAAGAAGGGCCUCGUCACGUUCGAGACAGCCGAACUGCUGGGAAAGUUCAUCGUCCUGCGUACCGCCGACCCUGCGGCCGAGCAGUUCCAGGGCGCGACGGAGGCGUUCCCGCGGCUGCUGGAGACGUCGCUGGGGCUGACGGACGCGCGGCUCAUCCUGCGCACCAAGACAGGCGACCCCGAGCGGGCCGUGGUGCGCUGCGUGCCGGCACGGGACGUGCGCGAGGCCGAACUGCAGCUGGACGCAGCAGGGUACGAGGAGGCAGAGCCCAGCAAGGAGGUCCUGCUGAAGGACGGAGACGAGCUUGUGCUGAAGUUCUCGGGAAACGUGAGCAGAGACACGGACGGGGACAGCAGGGACUCCGUCAGACUCACCUUCUACAGCCAGAGGCGGACACAGGCGCACUUCUACAUCAAGGAGGUGAACGAGUUCGGUAACUACAGCUCCCCGUGUUACCGCGGCAUGGUGCGGUUCUACGGCACCCGGCGGCGCGUUGGGAAGCCCGGCGCCGAGGACCCCGACCGGGGCCCGCCCGAUGUCAUCAAGAACGCCUUCCUGGGGGACGCGGUGGAGGAGGGGCUGGACAGCAUCUGUAAGCUGCCUGUUACCCUGCCCAAGAGAGAGCGGGACCCCCCAAGGCCCCCAAGUGCUUACCGGAAACUCAUCGAGUCACAAGGUCCGUUAGUGAACGACUGGCUGCAGUGGCUAGCCUCGGAGAUAGACGAGGACUGGGACCUGUUGGGACACCACCUGCGCGUCAAGCGGUCCCGUCUGCAGCACAUCAAGAGGAACAACCCGGAGGACCUUCAGCAGCAGGCGUUCGACAUGCUGUACUCGUGGCGGAAGAGCCUUCCCGCGGCGGCCGACAAGAUCGGGAAGCUGUGCCGCGCGCUGUCGCGGGUCGGCCGCAGGGACCUGGCCGAGGAGCUGCGGGAGAGAUACUCCGACCAUCGCAAGAAGAACGGCAAGGCCUAGGGCCUGUCGUGUUAAAA
This is a messenger RNA of Branchiostoma belcheri (Belcher's lancelet), 4594 nucleotides long. RefSeq names its product death domain-containing protein 1-like. Gene Ontology annotation, biological process: TRAIL-activated apoptotic signaling pathway; positive regulation of extrinsic apoptotic signaling pathway. NCBI's taxonomy places the organism in Eukaryota, Metazoa, Chordata, Leptocardii, Amphioxiformes, Branchiostomatidae. Gene Ontology annotation, cellular component: cytoplasm; CD95 death-inducing signaling complex. Gene Ontology annotation, molecular function: death receptor binding; caspase binding. The record is from RefSeq and is a predicted model, not a curated record. The transcript has 16 exons. Bases 1368 to 4577 code for a protein of 1069 amino acids.